UAGUUACCUAUAUUUUCAAUUAAAUUUGAAAAUAUAGGUAACUACAUUUUUGUUUAAUCAUACACAAUUCGUGUUUAAUUUGAGUGAGAUACAAUAAGUCCUUGUAAAGGAUAUGAUCAAAAACUUGAUACAAUUUUUCCCAAAAUAAGUGUUAUGAUCUUAAAAGCUUAUAUCAAAUAUUCGUGAUGUUAACAUUACUAAGCGAGGCUCGCUUCUGGAGCUUCCGAGAUGACGUGGUUAUUAAUGAUACAGAUUUAAGUGUUUUUAGAUAUCAAGAAAAAAAAGAUUUUUCUGACAGUUAUCAUUAUGAAGGCAAAAAGGAUUUUGGUCAAAGCCGAGGCCUUAUUUGGGCACCUAAUAAUAAAAGACCAAUAAAGUUAAGAGAAUCCAUAAAAGAAUUAGAAGAGCAAUUAAAUCAGCAUAAUGUUAUUUAUUGUCAAUGGAGAGAUCACAAUAAAAUAUUAUUAGUAUUUUCUUCAGGGCAUAUUAAUAUCAAUAUUGAUAUUUUUACUGGAGAUAUCCUUAAAAUUACUUUUGACAAAUAUUUAAUAGGAAAGCUAUUAUCAGAUUAUAUUUGCACAGUGGUCUAUACUCCAACUCACAUUUUAUGUUCCUAUAAUGAUAAUCAAAUCACAAUAGUUUAUUUUAAUAAAUAUAGUGCAAGAUUAGACUCUGUAGACAAACUUAGCAACUUAGAACCGAGAUUAGCACAUAAAGAAAUUGCUGGUCCUUCUGGCAGAAAAUUAGACCGCUAUAUAAUGAUAAAUACUUCUGGAGACAUGGUACUCAUUUGGUGGAAAAGCUCGCAAGAUGAAGUUUAUCCUUGGGCACCACAAGUAAAAGAACAAGAUCGAGCUAAUAUUCAUGUUUAUUUAUUAACAGGAAUUAAAUUGGAGUUAUUGUGUUAUUACCGAACAGAGCAGGAUCCUAUUUCAGUAGUAUUCUCACAAAUUCAUGACCACAUAAUAAGAACUAUUGAGCAAAAAGUUUCAAAAAAUGGUGAAGUUACAGUUGAAAAUUGUACAUAUGCAGUUUCCAAAAACAGACUACAAAGAACAGCGGUCACCUCUAUACCAUUACAAACUCAAGUAUGUUGUCAUAGUUAUAGUCCCGAUGAUGAAAAAUUAAUGUUAGGUUGUAUAGAUGGUUCUUUGGUGCUUUUUGAUGAUGGAAGGGGUAUAACACAUCUUGUUAAAGCUGCUUUUAUUCCGACGACCAUCUCAUGGCAUUUAGAUGGAGCGAUUGCUGUUAUAGCAAAUGAAAGAAGCCAGCUUCAAUUUUUUGAUAUAUCAUUGUCAACUAUAAUAGUACAAUUAAUAAGUGAUGAUAUGUCUUCAACAAAUAUUUUGGACCUAACAUCAUAUUUCAGUUACCCUCCUAUUCUCUUAAAAAUGUGUUGGAGCAAAAAAUCCAAUAUUGUUUUGUAUUCUGAAGAAUAUGCUCAAACGGACAGUUUUCUUUUACUUUUGUAUGAACAUGGACCUCUAGCAAUAGUUCGAUUGUUUGGAAGCAAUGGGUUAACAGGCGACAUACAUAAUAUGGGUUUAACAGCAGAUGUUUUUGUUCACCAAUACUUAUCAUCUUGCUUUGUUGACAAAGCUAUUAACAUCCUUCUGUGCCUAAAUUGGGAUUCAUAUGGUUCUGUUUGUUUGAAUUCUUUGCAUAAAAUUGUUAAUUAUUUACUUCAACAACCACUGAAUGAUGAAACAGAACUGCAAUUGCAAACUGCACUUGCUAGUUUUCAUGCACCAUUAAGACCUAUUUCUUAUGAAACGGAAUUGGAAUAUGGAGAGCAAGUUAGUGAUAUGACUAGAAGAUUUUUUCACCAUUUAUUGCGAAACCAAUCAUAUGAAAAAGCAUUCUGUCUAGCUAUUGAUAUCAAUCAUUAUGAUCUCUUUAUGGAUUUGUAUUACUGUGCCACAGACAUCAAUGAUAAUGAGAUGGCCCAAGCUGCAAAAAGCAAAGCUGAAGAAGUGUAUGAAAGAACUGAAAGUUUCAGCAGUGACCAUUCCACAUGUUCCAACUCAUCUUGUUCUUUAUGCUGUUCUGAUGGAUCUAUUGAAUCAGAUGAAACAUGCAGUAGUGAUGAUUGUCAAGGGCAUGAUGAUGAUUUAGAAAUGCCCAUACCUCAAAACUUUAACACCAAAAUGACAUCCUCUAACUUCAAUGAAAAGAAUAUGCCACCUGUUCCCAAUAUUGCAUCCUCCUCUUAUAUUCCGCCUCUACCCUAUACUAAACAUUCUCUCUGUUCUAUACCUCCUUUGCCUGAAAUAAGUUCGGCUAAUUCAAUCAAAACACAUCACUUCACUAGUAACAAUAAUAGUCCAAGAACACCAAUGAGUGUAACACAAGCAAACUUCAGUAGUAGAUAUGAUUAUGAAUCAAAAUUCCCAAAUGUUUCAAGUAAUUUGGCGGGUGCCAAAUUUAGUUCAAAUCAUAUGAAUAUACCAAAACCUCCAAUGGCUUUACCUAGAAGUAUGCCAAAACAUCAUAUUGUAGACAUAAUCCCUAAACCAAUUCUUAAUAAAGCCCAAUCUAUACCAGCCUUAUAUAGUUCAAGUCCUGACCAGACUCAAAAUGCAAUCAAACCGAUGGUGCAUAAUACAUAUAUAUCUUCAAGCUUCACAAAAGUGCAUGAAAAUCUUGUCAAACCACCUGCUCCUAUAUUUCAAUACCCUUUAAUAUCUGGUCAAAUACCUAGACAAUCAGUGCAAUUGAAUUAUGCAUCAAAAUUCAGUAAUAGCAUCCAAUGUAAUACAAAGGUUCCUCCACCACCUUCAGUUACAAAUGCAAAAGCAAUGUUAAAUCUCAAUCAAGAUCAAAGCAUACAUCAUCCAAAGCAAUCAUCUUCCAUAAAUAAUCCUCCAAAUGGAACUGGUUCAAAGCAAAGUGGAGAAAAAAAUAAAGUAAAAUUUUCUGAUACUGUCACUGUUGCUGUUGUACCGGAAAUUCCAAGGAGAGAUAAAGUGAAUGUCAUAAAUGAUGCUACCAGAAGAUCGAAAAGCAUUUACCAAACUGAUCCAAAACGAGAAUUAGCAGAUAGCCUACCAUUGUGCCAUCCCAAUGAGGAUUAUUUAAAAGAUUUUACACCCAUGUUAGAUAAUAAGACUGAAGAAGAAAGUAAUAGCAAGAUAAAAGUUGUCCAUUUCGGUGUUGUAUAAAUUUGAA
Molecule: messenger RNA, 3168 nt
Organism: Ctenocephalides felis (cat flea)
Lineage: Eukaryota; Metazoa; Arthropoda; Insecta; Siphonaptera; Pulicidae
Gene: frtz
Product: WD repeat-containing and planar cell polarity effector protein fritz
Biological process (GO): nervous system development; establishment of protein localization; cilium organization
Cellular component (GO): axonemal basal plate
Molecular function (GO): protein binding
Source: RefSeq, a predicted model, not a curated record